AAAGAGGGGAAUGGCACACUCCAAGCUACGCCUAGCAGUGAUGGCUCUGUUAGGUCUUUGUAUGCUCCAUGUUCUUCUGAGUUGGCAUUCUAAAGACCUGAUGCAAGCUCCUGUGCAGAAAGUAUACGUCUACAAUUAUAGCCUGAACAUUACAAACGUCUCCUAUCCCAGCCUGGCCACUAAUGAACGCGAGAUCUCUCUGAUCAACAUUUCUUCCAGUUUCAGGAGAUUUAUCCCCGAGAAGAACAGUUUCUGGAACCACAGGCAGCACCAGAUGUUGCAGCUGCUCGACCGCCUGUUGCUCAAUGGCACCUCCUCCUACAGCCCCUCGUCAAACUGCAUCGAGGCCGGGAUGGGGCCUGCGGUGCUCGAGGCCUACUCCUUCUCCGAGUCCCACGGGGACUUCCUGCGCUACAUGAACUGCAAGGACUACCUCCAGCGAAUCAACCACCCAGACAAGUGUGAUAAUAGCACCUUCUUGCUCCUUGUGAUCAAGUCCAUAGCCGCGAACUUUGAGAGAAGGCAGGCCAUCCGCGAGACCUGGGGUAAAGAGGGCACCGUGGACGGUGUCCAGGUCCGUACCAUCUUCCUCCUGGGCUCGGCGUCCAACGUGGGCGAUGGCCCUGACCUCUGGAGGCUGCUGGAAUUGGAGGACAGGCUGUACGGGGAUCUCCUCCAGUGGGAGUUCAAAGACACUCUGUUUAACCUCACCUUGAAGGACUACCUGUUCCUCAAGUGGGCCACAGUCCACUGCCCGCACGUCCGGUACAUCUUCAAGGGGGAUGACGACGUGUUUGUUAACACACCCGUCAUGGUGGCGUACUUGAAGUCACUGAGCAACAAAAGCAGCCAGCUGUAUGUUGGACAGACCAUCGUGAAUGCCACGCCACUCCGAGACAAGAAAAGCAAGUACAGCGUUCCCAAAUCCUUCUACGAUGGGGCCUACCCAGCUUACGCUGGUGGUGGGGGGUUCCUGUACUCGGGGAACCUGGUCAGAUCGCUCUACAUCAUUUCUCACUAUAUCCCAUUCUUUCCCAUCGAUGACGUUUUCACUGGGAUGUGCUUCAUGGCACUCGAGGUCAGCUCACUGCAUCACCCGGGCUUCCAGACAUUUGACAUCGAGCCCAAGCACCGAAACAAUCCCUGCGCCCACACCAAACUGAUCCUCGUCCAUCAGCGCAGCCCCAGGCAAACCACCCUACUCUGGAGAGCUCUGCACAGCCCAGACCUCAAGUGCUAGUGUCUUCCCCCACCCAUGCCUCCAGCCAAGGAGACGAUCAUCCUUUCCCCAAAGCAUCAGCUGUGAAGUGGUUUUCUGAAAGAUUCCCACUGACUCCCACUUUGUUUUCCUCCCUGUCAGAGCUGCAGAUUCCUGAAAAUAGGAGAAAUUUUCCACUCUCUGAAAGCUGAUGGUAUAAAAGACAUGCCUGCAAAAGGUGUAGCUCAAGCUAACAGGGUGUGGCUGCUUCAAGAUCAAUCAGAUACUCUUCAGCUCUUCCAGUUCUGAUGAAAGGUCGUCCAACUCAUAUGAUAACUUUCUUUACAAGCGCUGCUUGCUCUGCUGAGAGGCGGCAGCAUUUUUUGCAAUUAGAGGUAUAAUUGGGAAGCAAAUGGUAUACAACUGGGAGUACACUUUCUAUGUGAUAUAAGAGGCAAAUCUGGGAUGCCUUGUUGCACAGUGGUAGUGUCCGUACCUCUGAUCCAGGAAGCCUGGACUCAAAUCCUACCUGCUCCAGAGGUAUGUACUAACAUCUCUGAAUAGGUUCAUUGGAAGAUCUCUUAGGAGAACACGUUAUUGUGUAGGGGCUCUUGUGGUGCAAUAGUAGUGUCUCCACUCUGAGCCAGGAGGCCUUGAUUCAAGUCCCUGCUGCACUAGAGGUGUGUCAUAACGUCUCUGAUCAGGUUGAUUUUUUAAAAAAGUGUGCUGUUAUAGAAUGUUUCUGGGUGGUCUUGUGGUGCAGAGGUAGUGUCCCUGCCUCUCGGUCUGAAGCACUAGGUUUGAGUCCCACAUCAGGCUAUGAUGGCUAUGGCAGGAGCAUUUGUGAUAUGGUCUAAACUGGUAGUUAGCCUGGGAGUUCUUCCCACUUCUUAAUAAAAAGAGGAAUAAAAACCACCAGCUUAAGGAAGAAGAGAUAACACAGUAUGGAUCUGGAGGAGCACAGGAGGCUAGGCAGCAUCAGAGGAGCAGGAAAGUUGAUGUUUCGGGUCGGGACCCUUCUUCAGAAAAUAGCUUAAGGAAGAAUCUUUGAAAAGGUUGUGUCCUUCAAGACAGGCUGAAUUGAACUUGCUGCCUGCCUGCUUCUUGGCUUUUUGUAGAGUCACCGGCUCCCUGUCUGGCCUAUGUUUGUAGUUCAUCAAAGAAAUCAUGUGGCUCAGUAGGCAGCUAACCUGUCUAUGAGGUAGAAGCUUUGGGUUCAAGAUCCAUUCAGGAUGCGGCUCAAACAGGUAGAAAAUUCUUUCCACCAUUUCAAGGGCAAUCAGGGAUGGGUGAAGAAAUUAUAGCCUUGUUAGGGAUGUACUGUCCAAAGAACCAAAUGACCCUGUACUUUGAUUGAGAAGAGUUUUUGACACCAGCUUCUCUGCCCUUGUGCAGCCAGAUGGGGUGCAGGCAAGGGAAAAAUUAGAUUUCUCUCAGUUGUGUGACGGGUCCCCCUCAAGUAACGUUUCCUAUAUAUCUCACCUCUUGGUCGAUAAUGGCCAUCUGCUUUUUGGCCAUUGAACCAAUGUACUAGGGAGGGUCCAACAUCCUGAGAAGGAUAAAUAAGUGGCUGGGUAGGUUCAGUGAAAGGAAUACCUAGAUGUUCAUCAUCUGUGAGAUUACGCUCGGGAGAAAUGAAUGAGUCACCAAGAAGGAGGUUUAUAAAGAUUUUGAUGCUGAACUGCACCAAACCAGUGACAGAAUGUGACCAGAGAUUACCAAAGGUUUUUUUUUGUUAUUUGUUAAUUAAAUUGAUUAUUUGAUUAAAAUCUGUGUAUUUUA
Molecule: messenger RNA, 2980 nt
Organism: Rhincodon typus (whale shark)
Lineage: Eukaryota; Metazoa; Chordata; Chondrichthyes; Orectolobiformes; Rhincodontidae
Product: N-acetyllactosaminide beta-1,3-N-acetylglucosaminyltransferase 2-like
Exons: 1
Coding region: 11-1240 (409 amino acids)
Cellular component (GO): membrane
Molecular function (GO): protein N-acetylglucosaminyltransferase activity
Source: RefSeq, a predicted model, not a curated record